Messenger RNA from Bradysia coprophila, 1216 nucleotides. RefSeq names its product retinol dehydrogenase 11-like. The record is from RefSeq and is a predicted model, not a curated record. NCBI's taxonomy places the organism in Eukaryota, Metazoa, Arthropoda, Insecta, Diptera, Sciaridae.
CAUCGUCGCUUAUACAUCUAAUUGCUCAGCUGUUUUGAUGGCAUAUAAUCAACAUUUGCUCUUCUACAAUGUACACAUAAGAUAAAGUUGGAAGUAUGAAUUCUCGUCUGGUCAAGGUUGAUUCAGAAAUCAUUCACUCUUUCGCAUUAUAAGUGAUUAUAUUGAAGAGAAUAUUGUUGCGUACACCUACCGUGUAAACACAUGCUAAAUAAAGAUCGAAAAUGAAUUGUGAUUUAACUUGUGGAUCGAUUUUUGUUGUGAUAGGAGUGGUGUUGUAUCUUUUAAGACGAUACGCACAAGGUGGUCAAUUUACUAAGAAUGUUCGUGCUGAUGGAAAGGUUGUAAUAAUAACCGGUAGUAAUACUGGGAUCGGAAAAGAAACCGCUUUGGAACUAGCUAGAAAGGGUGCACGCGUCUAUAUGGCAUGCAGAAGUUUGGAAAGGGGCGAAAAGGCGAAAAAGGAAAUUGUUGCUGUAACGGGAAAUACAAACGUUUUCAACUUAACGUUAGAUUUGACAUCAAUGGAAUCGGUUAGAAACUUUGUCAAAGAAUUUUUGAAGAGAGAAACAUCAUUGGACAUACUAAUCAACAAUGCGGGUGUAUUUGGUUUGGACAGAAGUAUAACUAAGGAUGGACACGAAAUUGUUUUGGCAUCGAACUAUUUAGGUCAUUUCUUGUUAACCAAUCUUUUGCUGGACAUUUUAAAGUCAUCAGCAGCCAGCAGAAUUGUAAAUGUUUCCAGUACAUUGCAUCGAUAUGGUAAAAUUGUCCGUGACGAUUUACAUGCCGAACGAGAAUACAAAGUGGGACAAGUGUAUGCAAACAGCAAGUUAGCUAAUAUGUUAUUUUCACGUGAAUUGGCCAAACGGUUAGACGGAAGUUCAGUAACAAGUAACUCGCUUCAUCCUGGUAUCAUUAGUACGGAAAUCUCUCGAAAUUAUCCCACUUUCUCAGCGAUGGCACCAUUCGUCUUUUACUUUUUUUGGAAAAGUGUUAAAUCGGGCUGUCAGACUACAUUGUAUUGUGCUCUAGAUCCGGAGCUAAAAGGUGUGACGGGAAAGUAUUUUUCCGACUGUAGAAUUGCUGACGAAAGCAAUAAUGCACAUGAUGAUGAUACAGCUGAGUGGCUGUGGAGAGCUAGCGAAAAAUUAACUGGUUUGGCAGAGUAAUAGUAUUAUAUAUAAUAGUUACAGUAGUUUGAAUUGGGAAGAGAAUG